AUGGAAGACCAUACCUUCGACUUGGAACAUGAUCACCUUCAUGCUCAAGUGGGACAUGACGAUGCGACUCAAGCUGUGUUGGCGUCUCUUAGAGCGGCCAUCAUCGACCCUCCGCAUGCAGCAGGUAACGAGGUCGGCGGACAAGUGAUAGUGGUAGAGGGUGAAGAGGAGCUGGCGAAUGCCAAUGCGAAUGCCGGCUUACAUCAAGAUGACGAAGAUACGAUGGAGAGAUACGUGCAUGAUCAAGAUGAGGAUGAAGUCGUACAAGAUGUAAACAAUCAAAAUCAAAUCCAAGACACCCAUACCGAGAGUAUCUCUCAGAUAUUAGUAUCUAUAAUCGAAAAAGGCCUGCAGUCCUUAUCUCAACAAAUUAAGAAUGAUCAAAGCAUAUUAGACGAGUUGAAUAGUCCCAAUGCGAUUCAAAACUUGGCUAAGAACCUGAAGAUCUUGAAUGAGAAUAACAAAAGGAAUGUAGACUUGAUCAAAAACUUGAGUGAACAGUUGAAGUCUUAUAGUCAUAAUGACGGUGUAGAUACGGGAGAUGGAGAUGAUCAUCAGAAUUUGAUUUCAGCUUUCACCUCGAUAUCUGCAGAACAAUCACCUUUCGUCCUUCGAUCAGAAUAUGAUGCUCUAAAAUCUCGCUACGAGACUUUAGCCAGUGGUAAGAAAGAACGAAAAUCAAGAUCAUCCAAUAAGCAGAAUCACCAUCAACAAGAAAAUGCAGAUCCUCGUUUACAUUCUAUGAAGGAAGUUACGCAGGAUGGUACGGGAUAUGCUUCACCGGGCGCUGAAGGUAGGAAGAAGAGAAGUAUCAAACUUGAGCACCUCGUCCACCAAAAAGCCAAUCGUCGUCUCGGCGUAGAAUAUCAAGUUGCCAAUUUCGAAGCCAAGGGAUCACGAGAACUUCCAGCUCCAAAUUCCGAUGCUCCUAAAGCUGAAGAUUCAAUAUCUGGAGUGGACGAGUUCCGACCUGAUUUCAAAGCUGAGUUGAGUUCGCCAUCGGUCAAACCGUUUAUCGAUCAGGUCGUUCAGGAUUGUAUAGAAGCUUGGCAAAGUGGCGUAUUGGGUAAUGAACCCGACAUAGACAUUGAUAGAAUUACAAAUUCCGUUCAUAUCUAUUGGACAAGACUGGGUAAACGAUACGAUGAACAAUUACAUCGAGAGAGGGGCGAGGUGCACAGGGAUGAGAUUUCCAGGAGGAAGCAGAAUACCUAUAGACGUCAACAAUCUCUCCUCGCUCGUCGGCUUGCGGCAUUUGACUCUUCCCCUCUGAAUGUCUGUAAACUCCGUGCGCUGUACCGUACGCUACUCACCAUCGAUUUCGCCGCUCCCACUCAAGAUUCGCCGGAUCCCAAGCGAGAAUAUACAGAGGAGGAAUGGAAUGCUUAUCGAAAAUUGGCUUGCGGUAGUCGGGCAGCAGAGGCACACGAGGUGAUUGAUCAGUUCUGGUUAAGCAGCAUGGCUCGACAACUCCUCAUCAUUCUUGAUGUGUACUCAGCGGACAUGAACGCUCGAGCUCGUAAGAAGGGACGACCCAAGCAGCCGAAUCCCACUUUCCACUUACCUUCUCAACUCUGGGAUAAAUCCUCUUUACCUGCGAUCCGGCCUAAAGAUGCGAGUGGCCUACCCAUCACCGGCACACAGGGGAUAGUACUAUUCAAAUUCCACGUUGACGAGCAAGUCCAAAAGGAUAAUCCCGAAUGGGCAAAAGGAUUAUAUGACAAUCCGCCUAUACCCGAUGAAGAUUCUUCAUUGCCAAGUUUACCUGAAGUGAUGUCGAUGGGGAUCUAUACGUCGUUGAAACCUCAACUGAAAGAAGCUAAAGAGAAGUCUAACCCGAAAAUCAUGAAUGCUGAAGAAGUAGAAGAGAUGAAUAAUAGAAUUAUGAACCCUGAUGAUGCUAUUGAAAUCGAUCAAUCAAUAUUGGACUCGACAACUUUACAAAAUGAAAAUGGUACACCGCCAACUACUGGAGGAGAUUACGCUACGUUGAUUGCAUUGAACAAGUUGAAUAGUCUAGCUAAUAGUGGUUCCGAAACUGCCGAGAAUCCUUCCACUUCAGCAUUUACGACAUCUCAGCAUAAUCCACUUGGUGGAUUGAGUGGUAUCGGCGAAAAUCCCAUUGGGCCUUCACCCGGAUCAUCGAUGAGGGCAAGAAAAUUAGGUAAAAGAUCUGUGUCGGAAGUACCUGGUGGUGCUGCUACACCGGUUCCUAAGAGAAGACGCAAAACACCUCAAUCUCAAUUGAUGAUGGAACAUUCACCAUUGGGUUUAGUAGAUGGGAAUGAUUUUAUAAAUGAUAAAGAUGCUCCGAUCGAGCUUGGACAGGAAGAAAAAAACGCAGAGGAGGAUGAGGGAGAGGAGGCGGUGGAAGGUGAAGUUCUGGGUGAUAAGGCUUUCUUAGAUAAUUUGUAA
Kwoniella botswanensis is the source of this 2415-nucleotide messenger RNA. RefSeq lists its product as uncharacterized. NCBI's taxonomy places the organism in Eukaryota, Fungi, Basidiomycota, Tremellomycetes, Tremellales, Cryptococcaceae. The coding region runs from base 1 to 2415 and encodes 804 amino acids. The transcript is spliced from 7 exons. The record is from RefSeq and is a predicted model, not a curated record.